CUCGUCAACGCCGUCGUCACUGCUGACAUCACCUCCCUACUAGUGACUGCUGUUAUCAAGAUGGCGCUGCGGCCAGGAUCUGGGGGAGGCAGCAGCUUUAUGUAUCCUGUUGGAGGGGGCUUGGGACCUCCACAAGGCAUGGUACCUAUGCAGCAACAGCAACCACAGCAACAGCAGGGCUUCCCUAUGGUUCCAGUCAUGCAGCCUAACAUGCAGGGCAUGAUGGGAAUGAAUUUUGGGGGUCAGAUGCCCCCAGGUGCCAUUGCUAUGCAGGGUGGGAUGGCGAUUGGGAUGCAGACCCCUGGGAUGCAGUUCUUGGGCCAACCACAGUUCAUGGGUAUGCGACCCGCUGGACCACAGUACACUGCUGACAUGCAGAAACAAAUGGCCGAGGAGCACCAAAAACGCUUGGAGCAUCAGCAGAAGAUGCUGGAGGAAGACAGGAAAAGAAGACAAUUUGAGGAGCAGAAACAGAAGCUGAGGCUGCUCAGCAGUGUCAAACCCAAGACAGGGGAAAAGAGUCGUGAUGAUGCUUUAGAGGCAAUCAAAGGCAACUUGGAUGGAUUCAGCAGAGAUGCAAAAAUGCACCCCACUCCAUCAUCACAGACCAAGAAGCCAGACUCAUCACCAUCACAUCUGUCUGUCACCACUCCCUCCCUCCUUCCAGCUUUAUCCAAGGAUAAUGACGAGUUUAGUGACUUUCAGGGGCCUGCAGAUGCCCCCGCCUCCCUCCCUUUGUCAUCCUCCUCUUCUUUCGCCUUUGGGCUCUCCUCUCAGGCCCUGGUCCAGCCUUCAUCCUCUGCCCCCAGAAGUUUUGCUGAGGAUGAUGAUGACUUUACUGACUUUGUUCAGGGGCCUAUUAAUGCUUUCACUUCCUCCAACGUUCACCUCUCCUCUCAACACCAAGUCCAGCAAUCUUUCCCUUCCACACAAUCCCUCCCUUCCUCUGUGUCCGUUCCCACUGCCACUCAACAUUCUGCUGUCAACACCAGUUCCCCAUCUACAUUUCAAGGCCCAUCACUGGAAGAGAAGCUGUUUUCUUCAUGCGAUCUUACUGCUGAUAAAACAGCCCAGGUUAGCUUUAAAUCCAAGCAGAGUUUGGCUCAAAUGGCUCCUAGAGCUAAAGUUUCAUCCCAGUUUCAAAACAGCCCUAAAGCAAGGAACUGGGGUGCAGCCCCUGAGGACUUGAGUUCCGUCUUCAUCCCAGACAAUCUACAUGAAGCCCCGGCGCCAGCACCCAACCACCCCACCUCAGCUUCUGGCCCGUCUCCUCAAACCAGUAGUGACAGUGCAGGUGUUGGAGUGUAUCCACAACAGGAGCACAUCCAGUCCAUGCUGCCAGCCUGGGUUUACAAUGACAGCCUUGUCCCAGAAAUGUUUAAGAAGGUUCUGGAGUUCACAUUGACUCCGGCGGGAAUAGACACAGCCAAGCUCUACCCAAUAUUAAUGUCAUCAGGUCUUCCCAGAGAAGCGCUGGGGCAAAUCUGGGCAUCAGCCAACCGUACAACACCUGGCAUGCUGACCAAGGAGGAGCUCUACACUGUACUUGCACUAAUCGGCGUGGCACAGAGUGGCCUCCCGGCAAUGAAUGUGGAAAUCCUCGGUCAGUUUCCCUCUCCACCCCUGCCCAACCUGCCAGCCCUGACUAUGGCUUUGGCCCCCGUCAUGCCCCAGCACCAGCAACCCAUGAUGACUCAGCCCCCGGUCUCUAUGCCCAUGCCCACACCAGCACCACCAGCCAUGGCCAUGGCACCUGCAGCACCAGCUCAGCCAUCUACAAACACAAAUUUCAUUGCUAAUUUUCCUCCUACACAGGCGACCAAAGCCGAUGAUGAUGACUUCCAGGACUUCCAGGAAGCUCCGAAGGUAGCAGCAGGAGACCAGGCCUUCUCUGACUUUCAGGGGGAGUCAGGAGGAAGUUAUCCCAGCAACAGUGCACAUCAACACCAAAACAGCACGCCUGCCAUGCUGACUCCAGUGUCCGAUUCCUCUUCCUCUGUUUUAUCCACUGACAAGUAUGCUGUGUUCAAGCAGCUAUCUGUGGAUCAGCCUGCAGAGCCAACUCUCCCUGCCUCAGACAUUGGAGACAAGUACAGUGUUUUCAGACAGCUAGAGCAGCCGGCUGACAAGAAACCAGUUGUUUCUGAUGGGGGCAGCUCUUGCAACUCCAGGGAAGGAUUUGCAGAUUUCAAAUCUGUCAGCGCUGAUGACGGCUUCACAGACUUUAAAACCGCCGACAGCGUCUCUCCACUAGAUCCUCCUGAUCAGGCAAAGAUCUUUCAACCUGCCUUUCCUUCUGCUUUCCCAAACUCUCAGUCUGUACAACAACUUCCACAGCAGCAGCAACAGCCAACAGUGUCUCUUACUCAGCCCAAAAAUCCUCUCAACAUGGCUGACCUGAACCUUUUCUCCUCUGCUCCUGCCCCCACUGAGACAAAACCCAGCACAUUCUCUGCUGUAUCCGUGACCCCCUCUUUAGUGCUCUUUCCUGGUGGAUCCAAACCUUCAGGAGGAGGGCCAGAUGAUUUUGGUGACUUUGCCCUCUUUGGCACCUCCUCUGAGACCACUCAAGCUUCAACGGCAAGAGGAGCUGCAGCAGCACCUCAGGAUGACUUUGCAGACUUCAUGGCAUUUGGCAAUUCUGGUGGAGAGCCAAAAGGUGAGAGUGGCUCUGGGGUCCAAGGGGACACUUCCUCCCAGCAGCAGCCUCAGCAGAGCUCAGACAAGUAUGAUGUAUUUAAACAGCUGUCUCUGGAAGGUGGCCUCACUUACGAUGACACCAAGGGGAGUGGUGGUGGCUCCUUUUCUUCUCUCAAGAGUGACACAGACGACUUUGCUGACUUUCAGUCAUCGAAGUUCUGCACAGCAAUCGGAGCUUCUGAAAAGACUCUUGUGGACAAGGUAGCUGCUUUCAAACAUGCCAAGGAAGACUCUGCCUCUGUCAAGUCGCUCGACCUCCCGUCCAUUGGUGGGAGCAGCGUGGGGAAGGAUGACUCUGAGGACGCACUUUCAGUGCAACUGGACAUGAAGCUGUCAGACAUGGGUGGAGACCUGAAGCACGUGAUGUCGGACAGUUCUCUGGAUUUGCCAGGUCUCUCGGCCCAUCAGCCCCCCGCUACAGAAGGAGACGACAUGAAAUUUGACCCAUUUGGGACAUCGGCCCUCAGCUCCCUGGCCAGCUAUGACUGGUCAGACCGGGAAGAAAGUCUGCCCGUUGAGGUCAGAAGGCUACAGGGCUUGGAACGAGCUUCCCUCCCAUCUUUAGUCCCAUCCCAGAGGAAAGAGCUGAGCUUCGGCAGCACUGAAAACAUCACAAGUGGCUCUGUCGCUAAGAUCACCACCUCCCUAACCACAGAGGAUGGCUCAUCUGCAGGUGACAAGUCUGAGCUUUUUGCAGACUUUGGCUCCAGUGACCAAGGCGGUGUUGAUGAGGAGGAUGAUUUUGGAGACUUUGCCAGUACUGUGUCUGAAAAGUCUGACUCUCCCGCUGCUGUUGGCGAGGCAGGCUCAGAAGGAAACCAAAGCGAGGCCGCAGAUGAGUUUGGCGCCUUCCAAGGGGAUAAGCCCAAGUUUGGCAAGUCUGACUUUCUCAAAGCCAGCACUCAGGCUAAAGUCAAGUCCAGUGAAGAGAUGAUCAAAAACGAGCUGGCAACCUUUGACUUGUCUGUUCAAGGCUCUCACAAACGCAGUCACAGUUUGGGUGAGAAAGAAAUCGGCCGGUCGCCACCGUCUCCAGCUCCAGAGCAGCCUUUCAGAGACCGAUCCAACACUCUGAGCGAGAGGCCCGCCUUGCCUGUCAUCAGAGACAAGUACAAAGACCUGACUGGGGAGGUGGAGGAGAGUGAGCGUUAUGCAUAUGAGUGGCAGAGGUGUCUGGAAAGUGCUCUGGAGGUCAUUACCAAAGCUAACAACACUCUGAACGGCAUCAGCAGCUCUUCUGUUUGCACCGAGGUCAUCCAGUCUGCUCAGGGCAUGGAGUAUCUACUGGGUGUGGUGGAGGUGUAUCGUGUGACCAGGCGAGUGGAGCUGGGCAUCAAGGCCACAGCAGUGUGCUCAGAGAAGCUGCAGCAGCUGCUGAAGGACAUCAGCCGCGUGUGGAACAACCUAAUCAGCUUCAUGUCGCUGGCCAAGCUCGCUCCUGAUGAAAGCUCCCUAGAUUUCUCCUCCUGUAUUCUGAGGCAUGGCAUCAAGAACGCCAAGGAGCUGGCUUGUGGAGUUUGUCUGCUCAACGUUGAUGCUCGCAGCAAGAACAAAGAUGGAAACGCUAUUGGACGUCUGUUUAAACGAGCGUUCAGCUCGGAGACAGACAACUUCAAGCUGCUGUAUGGGGGCCACCAGUACCACGCCAGCUGUGCUAAUUUCUGGAUUAACUGCGUAGAGCCCAAACCCCCGGGCCUCAUCCUGCCUGACCUGCUCUGAGCUGCCAUGGUAACAGCGCGGGGACUAAUUAACAUCAGAUAGGCGGACUGGGCGGUCUGCUUGUGUUGAGAAGAGAAGGACGUUUAAAGUCACUGGAUCCUGCUGUAUUAUUCCUUUUUAAAUUUAGCUUUUGGUGAACUCAGCUGUCAGUCUUUACAGCUGUGUCCACUCAGGUCAGCUGUUGAGGUCAUAUUUAAAUCUGUAACUAAUGCUGCUUGAUUUCUUCUGAUUGUCACUGCAGAGAGUUAAUAUUACAAAAUCACUAUGAGAAGGCCGAAAUUAAAUUAUUAGGUGUGCAAUAUUUAAAAAAAACUAACAGAUGUCUAUAAACAUCUUAAGUUUUUAAUGUCUUGUUUCUUUGCGUUCAUGACUCCCUUUCCUGCCUCUGAAGCAGUCAUCAGUCAGCUACUGUACUUGAAUUACAUUAUUGCGGCAGGUCUGUUUGAUGAAACUCUGGCUGUUAUGAUUUUAAUGUCUUUGAAAAACAUUUAAACUCACUGCUGUGCUACAAGACAGUUCUCCUUUUAUGCAUUGUGUUAAAUUAACUGCUCUGAAUGUCUUGCAUUGUGGGAAACUUUAAACAGCUUUUGGGGAAUUAAUUUGUAUUUUAUAGAUAUUUAGGCACAUGGGCAGAACAGAUGGGACUUAAAGGAAUAAUGUUAAAGGUUUUUCUGUAUUCAUGUGUGCAGAUUUGAAAAAGUCCGAUGAAUGUCUGAAAAAGUUGAUUGAAAUUAAAUUGCAGCUGAAUUUCCUGUAUAUUACAGUGUUAUGCUGUAGCCUUGUAAUUAUCACCAACUAUAAUUUAAAUGUGAAGUAAAUAAACAAGUGUGUUGACAGGUUAGUGUCACAGAUUACUGGUCUGACUUUGGAUGGUUUACAAAUUUUUUUAAGGUUGUAAAUUCAAAUGCCUAUAUAUACUGCAUAUAACAAAAAUGCACAUACACUAUAUUUGACAUAUAUAUCUAUAUAUAUGUAUAUGUGUAUUAUAUUCACUAUAUGUGCUUUCUUGUUGGAAGCACAUUUAUUUCUGCUUUUAUCUACAUUUCUUAUCUACAUUAAACUUUAUUCAGUGGGUUUUCUGAUGGGUUUUUUUUUUGUAAAUGUACUUUCUCCGAGACCGGGGAGCCUCAUCAUUUCCAUCACUUUGCCUCAAAAUGGAAUAAAUUCUCCUCCAACAAGUCUGCCAGCUUCACUGGCAGUUUAGCUCAGCCAAUCAGGUGACAUGUCUCGGGGCGCUGUGAAACCUGUCUCAUUAUCAUUCUCACACUCUUCAGGUGUGUUCUCAAACAUUCAUUUUAUCUCUUGCCGUUCCCUAAUUUAUUUCCUGCAAGAAAAUGAAUUCCUCUCCUCUCACGGUGAACACCAGGAUUACAGAAAAUUACAAAUGCUGAAAUCAAUUACUGAACAAGGCUGCGCAUCUCAACAUGCAGCAUGUAUUGCUCCUUUCAGUGUCUUUCAUCUUUACUCCUAUUCCUUGCAAUGCCGUGCUAAAACGAUCACUUUGAGAGCGAUGUGAUGAAACUGAUACUGCACUAUAUUGACUUCUUCUAUUUUGUUCUGCAUAUCCAUGGCCAUCACAGUUGAUUAAAAACAGCUGCCCCUGCAAGCUUCCCUGA
Melanotaenia boesemani (Boeseman's rainbowfish) is the source of this 6035-nucleotide messenger RNA. RefSeq names its product synergin, gamma (gene synrg). The record is from RefSeq and is a predicted model, not a curated record. Gene Ontology annotation, cellular component: clathrin coat of trans-Golgi network vesicle. Bases 61 to 4419 code for a protein of 1452 amino acids. Lineage: Eukaryota; Metazoa; Chordata; Actinopteri; Atheriniformes; Melanotaeniidae. The transcript is spliced from 24 exons. Gene Ontology annotation, molecular function: protein binding.